Molecule: messenger RNA, 1293 nt
Organism: Ictalurus furcatus (blue catfish)
Lineage: Eukaryota; Metazoa; Chordata; Actinopteri; Siluriformes; Ictaluridae
Exons: 6
Coding region: 151-1293 (380 amino acids)
Source: RefSeq, a predicted model, not a curated record
CUUCCGGUUUUGGCGGAUGUUGUGCUUGGGAGACACGCCGCCACGGGGGGAAAAAAAUCAUUUGCCACUAUGAAAAAAAAAAACAUUGUUCCUGUUUAAUAUCGGACGUUUUGACGAUUGUUAUGGCUCGUGACUCGAGAAAAAGCUGAGAUGGAAAAAAGAGUUAACCCUAUCCCUUUACCUACCAGAGUGUUAAAAAAUAUGGAUGGUAAAUUCCCAUCAUGGACUGCCAGUGGUGAGCAUAGCCCUGGAGUACCAGAUAAUACACAGUGGGGAUGCCAAUCAUUGGGUAAUACUAAUGAUGUUUCCUCUCAUUGUGGAAAAGUCAGAAAUGAGGGGAAUUAUGGGGAAAGAUGGGAUGGAGACUUCCAUAAUUAUUGUCCACAAUCACUACAUCGCAAGGAGCCAGUUGCAAGGAUGCAAAGAAUUCUGCCUGAAGCUGCAUCAUCAUCAUCAUCAUCAACAUACACACACAAGGCCUCAGAGGCCUUUUCUCCAGAUUGCCAGGAAAUUCCAGCCAGAACAACACCCGAUCCAAUAAAGUAUUCCAGUCCUCCAAUCUACCAGCAUUCUAGUAUAGAAAAUGUGAGUGAAGCUCCAGAGGAUUAUUUGGAAAGAAUAGAAUCAGUGACGAGCAACAUGUACAAUUCUGUGAAUGAUCAGUUUGCUGCUGCACAACAACAGGACCUGAAAAGAGACACCCCUUCCAGCUGGACAUCUGUGAUCAAAGAGGCUUUAGAGAUGAGUAACGGGAUGGAGUUGGAGCAGGAUCGAUUAUCAGACAUGUGUGGAACCCCACUGAUUUAUGAUCCUCCAACUGAGUCAAGAGCUGUGGAAUUUGUAAAGAGCCAUUGUGAUCCUGUAGAUAAUGAGUCAAAUGUCCAAGAAAGAAGAGAAGUGACUAAAGCACAAGAGCCAACUGUUAUUAUUUUAUCAGAUGACACUAAGAGGUCUCCCUUUAAACCAAAUCAAGAUUUCCAACAGAGGACAGUUAUCCAAUACUCCGAUCCCCUAAUUGAUGGCUCAUCGGUGAAUGACCACAUACUCGGUGAGACCAGUUGCAGGAUACUUAAGCGGUGCUCAUCAGUGGGAUUUUAUGAUGCCACUGAGGUUUGCUCUCUAGCACAGAGUAAAACUACAAAGGAGACAGAGGUUUCAUAUUUUACCAAAAGACCCUGUUUGUCAGAUGAGUUAGAUCCAGUCAGAUCUAACAUGCACGAGCAGUUUACAAAUUUAAAUGAACACACUCACUGUGCAUCAAACAGUACUGGAAAUGAAAAGUACUCCUGUUAA